AUGGGCCGAAAAGGCAGCGUCAAGGUCCGCACCGGUUGUAUAACAUGCAAAAAACGUAAAAUCAAGUGCGAUGAGACACGCCCAGCAUGCUGCAAAUGCACGUCUACUGGCCGAGCGUGUGCAGGCUACCAGGCCAAGCCCACCGGCCACUACUCCUGGGAAGAACUUCUCCGCCCUCGCCAGAAGGCAUCUGAUACGAAUAAUAACAUAAAGAAUAUGAAUGUUGUGGCUCCUCCUCCUCUAUUUGCUGGAACUGUUGCUCUCAAUGUGUCGAUGUCUCUGCCCAUGGGUCUUUCCAGCACCGCAGGAUCAGAUGCGGCAGAGCUUCGUGGGUUCUACUUCUUCGUAGAGGUUGUGGCGCCGGCACUGGACGGGGCUCUGCGCGGUUCCUUUUGGACGCACACAGUUCCUCGGGUAUAUCUUCAAGAGGUGGCGGUUCGCGAAGCCACUUUGGCGGUCAGUCUCUUAUACGAGAGCGUGAGCAUGAACACAAGCCAUCAUCAUUACGGCGCUGCCAUCCGACGAUACAAUUCAGCCAUCAAACACCUCGUGGCCUCCAAGACGAUGAGUGUCGAGACGGUACUCAUCGCAUGCGUCAUUUUUAUAUGUAUUGAAUUCCUCACCGGCCAGGGCGAUGUAGCAAUACGACAUGUCACGCAUGGACUCACUUUGCUCAAUAACCCUACCCUCGCUAGCUCCAAGACAGAACUCUCGGUUUCCCUAGCCUCCUUCUUCUGUCACUUGGGCAUCUUCCCUUUCUUCUUCAGCGAGCGCAGUAUUCCCGUGGGCUCGUCGUUUGUUUCCGAGACAGAGGCUCAGGCGGCUCUCGACUUGCUGCUCUGUCGCAGUGUCAGGCUCGUUCGCAUGGCUGCUGGCCACAAAUUUAAUACCAAGACGAAGCCAGAUUUCUCAUUAGACUUGGGCACUCUCAUUGCGCAACAAAAAAAGUUGCAAGACGACCUGGCCUUGUGGUGGUAUGCCUUUUCCGCUAUGCCACUGCGACUAAAUCUAUCGAAUGAACGAGAGAUGAAGGUGCAUACACAUGCGCAUGAUGAUGACAAUGAUGAAGAGUUUUUUGCCCUGCUGGAGGUCCGUUGGCUCGUUGCCCAGAUCUGGUCCAGCACGUGCUUGACCGUGAAUGAGACGGAGUACGACGCCCACUUCGGCAGCUUUCAGCGCAUCAUUCACCUAGCGAAACGGGCCAAGAUGAAGAUGAAGACGCGGGCGAGGACGACAAGCAGUCUCGUUGAGCCUUCACGUGGAAUCUUUUCCUUCACCAUGGGGUUCGGUCCUUUAAUUCACUUUGUCGUGCUCAAGUGUCGCUAUCUGCCACUGAGACUUGAGGCUCUCGCUCUCCAGUCUGCCAUCGCCUGCCUACGUGAGUCAAUGUGGGACUGCGCAACAAUGAGUGCGAUCGGUACGCGUAUUGUCGAGAUGGAGCACGGUAUCAAACUGGAUGUAGUGGCGGCCGUUGACUCUCCAAGCUCUUUUUCAUCGUCAUCAACGACGUGGACGUCAGCGUCUGUGGCUGAGAUUCCGGUGCCGAUUGGCGACAGAACCUCUCUCAAUAGCCUGCCAAGUGAUGGGAUGAGGAUCCUAGAUUACUCUUUAGAAGACGUCGAGCGCAUCCGCAUUCCUCGCUGGGGAGAAGAUGAAGUAAGGAGGAAAAUCACAUUGUUAGUAAAGACAAAGACCGGUGCCAUCGAAGCCCGACAAGACUGGGUAUUAAUUCGAUAA
Messenger RNA from Trichoderma breve, 1737 nucleotides. RefSeq names its product fungal zn(2)-Cys(6) binuclear cluster domain-containing protein. The record is from RefSeq and is a predicted model, not a curated record. Lineage: Eukaryota; Fungi; Ascomycota; Sordariomycetes; Hypocreales; Hypocreaceae. Bases 1 to 1737 code for a protein of 578 amino acids. The transcript has 4 exons. Gene Ontology annotation, molecular function: DNA-binding transcription factor activity, RNA polymerase II-specific; zinc ion binding. Gene Ontology annotation, biological process: regulation of DNA-templated transcription.